Molecule: messenger RNA, 1684 nt
Organism: Callorhinchus milii (elephant shark)
Lineage: Eukaryota; Metazoa; Chordata; Chondrichthyes; Chimaeriformes; Callorhinchidae
Gene: ca6
Product: carbonic anhydrase VI
Exons: 9
Coding region: 1-1665 (554 amino acids)
Molecular function (GO): zinc ion binding; carbonate dehydratase activity
Source: RefSeq, a predicted model, not a curated record
AUGGUGGUGAUGACGGUGGUGAUGACGGUGGUGAUGACGGUGGUGAUGAUGGUGGUGAUGACGGUGGUGAUGACGGUGGUGAUGACGGUGGUGAUGAUGAUGGUGGUGAUGAUGGUGGUGAUGACGGUGGUGGCGGCAGCAUUUGAUACAGCCGUCCGUCUCGCCGGGUCUUCCAGACAGGGCGACAUGGAUGAAGAACAUUGGGAAUCACAGUACCCAGCCUGUGCUGGUAAGCAUCAGUCUCCCAUCGAUAUCCAGAGGAAAAAAACCAAGUACAACCCUCAUCUUCCCCAAAUACAACUAAGUGGUUACGAUGCACAUUAUGAGGAACCCUUGAGAUUAACCAACAACGGACAUUCAGUUGCUUUAGGUGUGCCGCCCAAUCUCUUUAUCAGCCACGGGCUACAGAAUAAAUUCACAGCGGUUCAAAUGCACUUUCACUGGGGUGGUCUGGACCUGGAGAGCAGUGGUUCUGAGCACACAGUGGAUGGGAUGCGAUAUAUUGCAGAGCUGCACAUUGUUCACUAUAAUUCGGAGAAGUACAAGACCUUUGAGGAAGCGCAUGACAAAGAAGAUGGAUUGGCUGUCCUUGCAUUUUUCUAUGAGGAUGGUCAUUUUGAAAAUACCUACUACAGCGACUUUAUCUCCAGCUUAGGCAAAGUCCGAUACGCAGGGCAGACGACUCAAAUGCAUCACUUAGAUAUCAGCACCAUGCUCUCGGAUGACCUCUCGCAGUUCUACAGAUACAAGGGAUCUUUAACCACACCGCCUUGCUUUGAGUCUAUAACUUGGACAGUCUUUGACACGCCGAUCAAGCUAUCCCAUAAUCAGAUCCGACUGUUGGAAAACUCUGUGCUGGAUUGGGAGAACAAGACUCUGAGAAACGAUUACCGUCAUGCCCAGCUCGUGAACGACAGAACCAUAGAAGCAAGUUUCCAAACAGAUCUGGUGAGAGGUUCCUGCCACCUGGACGAAAUCAAUGAGAAGCUGGAAAAAAUUGAAACGAUUUUGCACAAGUUCCAACUAAACGCGGAAGCUGGCCAGGCAGGCAUCGAGUUGGCUUCGCACCCCGCCUUCCACUUCUCGGAGGGCAGACGAGAAAGCUACGUUGAAAUCCGAGCCCUUCGCAGUAUGGAUCUGCGUUCCUUCAGCGUGUGCAUGUGGAUCAGGAUAAAGGAUUCCCGGUCAAAGAUACUUCUGUCCUACGCCACCAAGGGCAGUGACAAUGAACUGGUGAUCUCUGUGGGUCUGGAUUGGGGGCUAUGGAUCGGAGGCCACUUUGUGAACAUCGGGUUUCACUUCAACUCCAAAGACUGGGUCCACUACUGCCUGACCUGGAGAUCUCAAUCCGGAUCUGCGGAAAUGUGGAUUAACGGAUUGUCGGGAAAGGAGAAGCGGAUCAAGAGAGGGCACGUCCUCAGGAAGGGUGGGACGCUCUUACUUGGUAAAGACCAGGAUGGUUUCGAGGGCAUUUUCUCCGACGUCUUUGUCGGCGACAUGACUGCCGUUAACAUGUGGGAUUAUGUACUCCGCCCCGCAGAGAUCCGAGAGUUAAUGGAGUGUAAACACCGGUGGAAAAAGGGGAAUGUUAUAGCUUGGGGGAAGAGUGCUGUGACCCUUUUCGGUGGAGUGAGGGUUGAAGAUGAUAACAGUUGUCUUGGGUGAUCUAUUCACACCCAGUGCG